Myotis lucifugus (little brown bat) is the source of this 2120-nucleotide messenger RNA. RefSeq names its product forkhead box K1 (gene FOXK1). Gene Ontology annotation, molecular function: DNA-binding transcription factor activity, RNA polymerase II-specific; RNA polymerase II cis-regulatory region sequence-specific DNA binding. NCBI's taxonomy places the organism in Eukaryota, Metazoa, Chordata, Mammalia, Chiroptera, Vespertilionidae. The coding region runs from base 1 to 1920 and encodes 639 amino acids. The record is from RefSeq and is a predicted model, not a curated record. Gene Ontology annotation, biological process: regulation of transcription by RNA polymerase II. The transcript is spliced from 10 exons.
AUGGCGCUGAAUUGGGAAGCGGCGGGCGUGCGGAGCAGCUGCUGGCGAGGCCCCAGCCGUUCCGAGAGCCCGCGGCCCUGCCAGGUGCUGCUCGGCACGAGGUGGCGCCUUCCGAGUGAUGCCGGGGGCGGCCCCUGGCCCCGGCGGCAUUGGCGUGUGAGCGCGUGGUCUCUGCCAGUGGAGAACACCAGCUCCUCCCGCCCAGAGCGAGCUGAAGCCGCCGCCAGCCUGUGUGCGUCCCGCUGCUCCCGACGCCGGCGGCAGGUUCACGGGCGCCUGUGCUUCAGGUGCACCUUCCGCUUCCCCAGCACGGUCAUCAAGAUCCAGUUCACAGCACUCUACCACCAGGAGGAGGCCCCCGCCUCACCGCUGCGGCCGCUCUACCCCCAGAUCUCCCCUCUGAGGAUCCACAUUCCGGAGCCGGACCUCCGGAGCCUGGUCAGCCCCAUCCCCUCCCCGACCGGCACCAUCAGUGUUCCCAACUCCUGCCCGGCCAGUCCACGUGGGGCCGGCUCCUCCAGCUACCGAUUCGUCCAGAACGUGACCUCGGACCUGCAGCUGGCCGCGGAGUUCGCCGCCAAGGCCGCCUCGGAGCAGCAGGCAGACGCGUCCGGAGGAGACAGCCCCAAGGACGAGUCGAAGCCGCCCUACUCGUACGCCCAGCUGAUCGUGCAGGCCAUCUCCUCGGCGCAGGACCGGCAGCUGACACUAAGCGGCAUCUACGCCCACAUCACCAAGCAUUACCCCUACUACCGGACGGCCGACAAGGGCUGGCAGAACUCUAUUCGCCACAACCUCUCCUUGAACCGCUACUUCAUCAAAGUGCCCCGCUCCCAGGAGGAGCCCGGGAAGGGGUCCUUCUGGCGCAUCGACCCGGCCUCCGAAGCCAAGCUGGUGGAGCAGGCCUUCCGGAAGCGCAGGCAGCGGGGCGUCUCCUGCUUCCGCACCCCCUUCGGACCGCUGUCCUCCAGGAGCGCUCCGGCUUCACCCACCCACCCCGGGCUGAUGUCCCCUCGCUCCAGCGGCCUACAGACUCCAGAGUGCCUGUCUCGAGAGGGCUCCCCCAUUCCACACGACCCUGACUUUGGGUCGAAGCUCGCCUCUGUUCCAGAGUACCGCUACUCCCAGAGCGCGCCCGGCUCUCCCGUCAGCGCCCAGCCCGUGAUCAUGGCUGUGCCCCCCCGACCUCCUAGUUUAGUGGCCAAGCCCGUGGCCUACAUGCCUGCGUCCAUCGUGACGGCACAGCAGCCCCCAGGCCACGCCAUCCACGUGGUGCAGCAGGCGCCCCCCGUCACCAUGCUCAGGGUGGUCACGUCCUCCGCCAGCUCCGCCAACGGGUACAUCCUCACCACCAACCAGGCCUCGGCAGGGGGCGCCCACGAAGCCGCAGGCACCGCGGUGCUGGACCUGGGCAGUGAGGCGAGAGGCCUGGAGGAGAAGCCCACCAUCGCCUUCGCCACCAUCCCCGCCACCAGCCGAGUCAUCCAGACGGUGGCCAGCCAGAUGGCCCCUGGCGUCCCCGGGCACACGGUCACCAUCCUGCAGCCGGCCACGCCCGUGAGCAUCGGGCAGCACCCUCUUCCGGUCCGGGCCGUCACGCAAAACGGAAGGCACGCGGUCCCCACCAAUAGUGUAGCCGGCAGCGCUUACGCCCUCACGAGCCCCCUGCAGCUCCUGGCGGCCCAGGCCAGCUCGUCCACUCCCGUGGUGGUCGCCCGGGUGUGCGAGGUGGGGCCCGAGGAGCCAGCAGCCGCCACCACCACCGCCACCGCCACGUCAGCCACCACCGUCACCUCUGCCGCCGCCACCGGGGAGCCCGAGGUGAAGAGGUCCCGGCUGGAGGAGCCCAGUGGGACUGUGAGCGCGCAGGCCGGGGUCAUCACCACUGCCGGCCCGCAGGGGCCCGGGACCGGGGAGUGACGUCCCCCAGGAGGUGGAGUGGGACGCACGCCAAAGGGAACUGUGGGCUGGACCACGACGCCCACAUCGCCGCCUGGGACCGAGCACACACCACACGGACAGGCCGGCCCGCCCGCCUGCUCCUGACACUCGUCCUCCCUGCCGGCACCUCCUGCCCCUGCCGCAGUCGAGACUAAACAUAAACGCGUUCAGACAGCUGA